Molecule: messenger RNA, 4576 nt
Organism: Drosophila mauritiana
Lineage: Eukaryota; Metazoa; Arthropoda; Insecta; Diptera; Drosophilidae
Product: probable multidrug resistance-associated protein lethal(2)03659
Biological process (GO): transmembrane transport
Cellular component (GO): membrane
Molecular function (GO): ABC-type transporter activity; ATP binding; ATP hydrolysis activity
Source: RefSeq, a predicted model, not a curated record
AGCAUGCAGGCCAAAAAUUUGCAAACAAAUCCACGAGAAUCUGCGGGGAUAUUCUCUACUUUAAUGUUUUGCUUUGCGUUGCCCAUACUUUUCAAGGGCAGGAAGAAAAACCUUGAGCCCACUGAUCUAUAUAAUGCUCUAGAAGGACACAAAGCGGAAACUCUCGGCGACAAAUUCUUCGAGACUUGGCAGUCGGAAGUCAGAUCCUGUGGGGAUACGCCAAAAAAGGAACCAAGCAUAAUUAGGGUUAUAUUGAAGGUAUUCGGAUGGCAGCUUCUCCUGUCUGGCAUAGCUGUUGGAGUUCUGGAGCUGGGAACAAGAGCGACCUUGCCACUAAUCCUGGGGGCUCUAAUAGCAGAGUUCACACGAAAUGGAAAUGGAGAUGGGCUCUGGGCGCAAAUUUAUGGAAUUGCUCUGGUUCUGAGCAUACUGUUUUCGGUGCUGAUGUUCCAUCCCCUCAUGAUGGCCCUAAUGCACCUGGCCAUGAAAAUGAGAGUGGCUGUGAGCACGGCUAUCUACCGAAAAGCACUCCGGCUGAGUCGCACUGCCUUGGGAGAUACAACCACGGGCCAGGUGGUGAAUCUCAUAUCCAACGACCUGGGCCGCUUCGAUCGCGCUCUGAUACACUUCCACUUUCUGUGGCUGGGACCGCUGGAGUUGCUCAUAUCCUCGUACUUCCUAUACCAACAGAUCGGAGUAGCUUCGCUGUACGGAAUCGUGAUCCUACUUCUGUUCCUGCCGGUCCAAACAUUUCUCUGCCGACUGACUUCGAGACUGAGACACCAAACAGCGCUAAGAACUGAUCAGCGGGUUAGGAUGAUGAACGAGAUUAUAUCAGGUAUUCAGGUGAUCAAGAUGUAUACCUGGGAGAAGCCAUUCGGGAGGCUGAUCGAGAGACUUCGGCGCAGUGAAAUGAGCUCCAUUCGCAAGGUGAACUACAUCCGGGGCACUCUUCUGUCCUUCGAGAUUACCCUGAGUAGAAUCGCUAUAUUCGUAAGUCUUUUGGGAUUCGUCCUGAUGGGCGGAGAGUUGACGGCGGAGAGGGCUUUCUCAGUUACCGCUUUCUACAAUAUCCUGCGACGCACGGUGUGCAAAUUCUUCCCGAGCGGCAUGUCGCUGAUGAUGGUGACCCUGCGCAGAAUUAAAGGAUUCAUGAUGAGAAGUGAGACUGCAGCUUUGUACCUUAAAGGUGGACAAACAAAUAAGCUUUUCGAAGGGGAACCCCUUGUGAAAUUGCAAUCCUUUCAAGCCCGUUGGAAUCAUGACCACGUGGAACCCGUUUUGGAAAACAUUAACAUCAGCUUAAGUCCACCGCAACUGGUGGCUGUCAUUGGACCCGUUGGUUCUGGGAAGUCCAGCCUCAUACAAGCCAUCUUAGGAGAACUUCCUGCUGAGUCGGGGAAGCUAAAGGUCCAGGGAAAUAUCUCGUAUGCCUCUCAGGAACCCUGGCUCUUCAAUGCUUCCGUUAGGGAUAAUAUCCUUUUCGGCCUACCCAUGGAUAAGCACCGAUAUCGUAAUGUCAUAAGAAAGUGUGCUUUGGAAAGAGACUUCGAACUGCUCCACGGCGAUCGCACUUUUGUGGGUGAAAGAGGAGCUUCCCUAUCCGGCGGUCAGAGAGCGAGGAUCAGUUUGGCCAGAGCUGUUUAUCGCCAGGCGGAUACCUACCUCCUCGACGAUCCUUUGAGUGCUGUGGACACCCAUGUGGGACGCCAUUUAUUCGAGGAGUGCAUGCGUGGCUUUCUCAGGGAUAAGCUGGUGAUUCUGGUGACCCAUCAACUGCAAUUUCUGGAACAUGCCGAUCUCAUAGUGAUCAUGGACAAGGGAAAAAUAUCAGCUAUUGGCACCUACGAGGAAAUGCUUAAAAGUGGCCAGGACUUUGCGAAACUUUUGGCCACGGAAGUCCAGGAAAUGGGGGAUUCUGAUGAGGAACAAGUUAAUGCAGAAGGCGAUGCCAAAAAUGAUAAGUCGACCUACUCCCGGCAAAGUAGUCGUGUGAGCAGAGUCAGUGUCAGUUCGGUGGAUUCCUCUACGGAGUCUAUACUGGACAAUGAAAGACAACCUGCUCAGGAGUCGCGAUCCCAAGGGAAAAUUGGAUUGGGCAUAUAUGGGAAAUACUUUUCCGCCGGCUCUGGAUGGCUAAUGGUCGUCCUGGUUGCCUUCUUCUGCCUGGGCACUCAAAUUUUGGCUUCUGGAGGCGACUACUUCCUUUCCUACUGGGUUAAAAACAACGACUCCUCUUCUUCUUCUAUGGACAUUUACAUCUUCAGUGGAAUCAAUGCAGCCCUAGUGAUAUUUGCUCUGCUUCGGACCCUGCUCUUCUUCAGCAUGGCGAUGCACUCAUCCACACAGUUACACAAUACCAUGUUCCAAGGAGUCUCCCGCACCGCUCUGUACUUCUUCCAUGCGAAUCCCUCGGGCAGAAUCCUCAAUCGAUUUGCCAUGGACUUGGGCCAAGUGGAUGAAAUCCUGCCCGCAGUGAUGCUCGAUUGCAUACAAAUAUUUCUUUCAAUCAGUGGAAUUAUAGGAGUUCUGUGCAUCACAAAUCCGUGGUAUUUGAUUAAUACCAUCACGAUGUUCUUGGCUUUCCAUUUCCUUCGCACAUUCUACUUGAGCACUUCGAGGGACGUAAAAAGAUUGGAAGCCAUAGCCAGAUCCCCAAUGUAUUCCCAUUUUAGUGCCACUUUAAAUGGCCUACCCACCAUCAGAUCUAUGGGGGCUCAGGACUUACUCACCAAGGAAUACGAUAACUACCAGGAUCUCCACAGUUCCGGGUACUAUACAUUCCUGUCCACAAAUCGAGCCUUCGGUUACUAUCUGGAUCUGUUUUGCGUGGCCUACGUCAUAUCGGUAACCCUAAUGAGCUAUUUUAGCCCUCCCCUGGAUAAUCCUGGUCAAAUCGGUUUAGUUAUUACCCAGGCUAUGUCCAUGACGGGGACUGUUCAGUGGGGAAUGCGGCAAUCCGCUGAGCUGGAGAACUCCAUGACCUCUGUGGAAAGAGUGUUGGAAUAUAGGCACCUGGAAGCAGAGGGAGAAUUUGAGUCCCCAGAGGACAAGAAACCACCCAAGAAUUGGCCACAAGAGGGUCUGAUCAGUGCGGAACAACUAAGUCUAAGAUACAACCCUGAUCCCAAGACGGAUAGAGUCCUCAAGUCACUGAAUUUCGUUAUCAAGCCACGCGAAAAGAUUGGCAUCGUGGGCAGAACGGGUGCCGGAAAGUCGUCCCUUAUAAAUGCCCUCUUUAGGCUGUCCUACAACGAUGGAUCCUUGUUGAUAGACAAAACGGACAUUCUCGGAAUUGGGCUUCACGAUCUGCGCAGCAAGAUCUCUAUAAUUCCACAGGAACCUGUGCUAUUUUCCGGCACCCUGCGCAGCAAUUUGGAUCCCUUUGAACAGUAUGCUGAUGAAAAAUUGUGGAAGGCCUUAGAAGAGGUUCACCUCAAAGAUGAGGUGUCGGAGCUGCCAAAUGGCCUGGAAAGUGUGGUUGCCGAGGGCGGAGCCAACUACAGUGUAGGUCAGAGGCAGUUGGUCUGCUUGGCCAGGGCGAUUCUCCGCGAGAACCGCAUCCUUGUGAUGGACGAGGCUACCGCAAAUGUAGAUCCCCAAACAGACGCCCUCAUACAAUCCACCAUUCGCAGGAAGUUCAGAGAUUGCACCGUUCUGACCAUAGCCCACAGGUUGAACACGAUCAUCGAUUCGGACAGGGUCAUGGUUCUGGACGCUGGCACUCUAGUGGAGUUCGGGUCACCAUUCGAACUACUGACCCAAUCGUGGAGCAAAGUCUUUUACGGGAUGGUGCUCCAGACGGGUCGUUCGAGUUUCGAGCACCUUCUGAAGACGGCACAUGAGGCCCACGAGAGAAGACUGCUAUCUCAAUAAAUAAUAUCAUGAUUAGAGAGUAUAUACAGCUGUGUUCAAAAAAAUAGCAGUGCGAUGGAAACUAAGAAACACAAAUGUAUUUCUCCAUGUCCCUUUUUGGAAUCCACUUUUUAUUCCACUUAUUUUUGUAAAAUGGAAUGUAUAGAUAUAGAAAAAAAGAAAAUCCCGUCAGUUUUUCAUGUUAUCCUUUUUUUAUUUACAUUCUUGAGCAAAUUCACCACUUUUAGGCUGUUCAUAAGAAUAGCAGUCUCUGGUUUUGUUCAUCGUAAAGUCUCGAAAUGAUCAAUAUUUUCUAAAAAGUGAGUUUGGUUAAGAUAAUUCGUAUAUUUUAAAGGGCAAUAAAUUAAAAAAAAAUUCAAAAAAUUUUAUUUUAGUGGGUAGAGGACACCACUGCUCCCAGGAGAAAAGAAUGUUAAUUUUUAAGCUUAGAAAGGAAGGAAAAACAUAUAAGGACAUUCAAAAAACCCUUGAAUGUUCUGCCAAAAUGGUAUCCAAUGCCAUUAAAUAUGAACGGAAGCCCGAAAACCGUGUUACCAUACGUAAAACCACAGGUAUAGACGAUCGUCGCAUAGUUCCUUACAGCAAAGUCUAUCCUUUUGCAUCCUUUGGGGACAUAAAGUCUGAGCUGAACUUGGGAAUAAGCGACGUUACUAUUCAGAGAUGACUACUGAAUCAAAAUGUUUGUGAGAGGAGUCCACAA